CUAACAGCACAGUUAAAAUCAUGUCUAUUACUUAUGCCUUGAUGAUCUACCCUGGUGAUGUGGACCAGGCAAGAGUAGCCGAGCGCAGACAACAUCCCCAACCCCCCUAUGUGUAUAUUUUUUUAAUACUUUGUGAGGAAAAACUGUCAACCAUAUCCAAAGUGCAGGACCAAAGAGAAGUAAAUAAUGUAUGCUUUUAUUAGAUUCUUUGAAGACGAUAUGUGCUACGCGUUACCCGUUUCAAAUGUGGAAGAUUUCAGACCUCUGCACAAAACAGAUUUUGAUAAUCAGAAGGUGUAUCUGGUUCACAGAACUGAAGAGAAUGGCAGCGCAGGCCAGCCGUGCGAAGCACAGAUCCUUGCCCUUGCAGAUACAGUAGAAGAAUUUGAAGACAGUAUAACACAAAAGAAGAUGAAAAUUCCCAAGAUGUCCACGAAGAAUUCAGGAAACUCCAUCGAGAACAAUUUUGGAGAGGAAAGAAUGCCACUCAGGCAUAAAAAGGCCCUGUCACAGGACCAUGGACGCCCCCUUUCUAACUCAUCCAAAAGCCUAGCGGCGGUAGUGGCUCGCCUAGAGAGAAAUGCAGCCAGCUCUUGUAUGGAGGGCGAGGAGGACCUGGAUGAGGACCGGCUGGCUGAGGUGGGAGAGGAUGCAGAUGACGAAGAUGAUGAUAUGGAGGCAGAGCAUCAGCGACAUCAUCACCAGCAGCAACAGCAGCAUUUGGCGGUGGACACGGAUUGUGUGCCUGAGGUGGCUGCCGCUGUUGUUCCCAGAGUUCUGUACGAGGAGCUGGUUCACAGCUAUAGGCAGCAGGAGGAGGAGAUGAGGAGGCUACAGCAGGAGUUGGAGAGAACCCGCAGACAGUUGGUGCAGCAAGCCAAGAAGCUCAAGGAAUAUGGCAGCUUGCUGACAGAAGUCAAAGAACUGAGGGACUUCAACAGGAGACUGCAAGACGUACUUCUCAUGAGACUGGGCAGCGAGCCUAUGCAUGACAAUGGCACCCAGACAAUCAAGGCUGAAGUGGUUGAACCUAUUGUUGAGGCCCAGGAGACGUGCAGAGAAGAAGCCAACACCAGUUCCAGCUACUCACCCUCACCUAGAACAGUAUACACCUGCAACGACGGCAAGGUACACCUUGGUGGUGGGAUCUGGGUGGAAGAAGAGAAAUGGCACCAGCUGCAGCGGACCCAGGGAGAUUCUAAGUUCACAAAGAACCUGGCUGUAAUGAUCUGGGGCACAGAAACCCUCAAAAACCGCAGUGUCACUGGAGUGGCCACUAAAAAGAAAAAAGAUGCCUUGCCUAAACCUCCACUGUCACCCAGCAAGCUGAAGAUUGUCAGAGAGUGUCUCUACGACAGAGUGUCUCAAGAGACAGCCGACAGUGCAGAGAUAACGCAGAGAUUGUCCAAAGUGAACAAAUACAUUUGUGAAAAGAUAAUGGACAUCAACAAGUCCAUCAAGAAUGAGGAGCGGCGGGAGUCCAAGCUGCUCAUCAGACAGACAGUCAAGAUGGAGAACUUCACCUACGAUGGCAUAUAGUGAUCAACUGUCACGCCAGCGCCUUCUGCCCCGCGUGGUCUGCAGGAUAUUGAGGGGACUUGAUAUGGGUUGUCGGGGGAUGCUGUAACCAUUUCAGGAGCGGUCGUAUUACUUUGGCACAUCGGAUUGGUUGUUAUUUGAAAUGUUAAAACAAAGAGGCCCCUUCGCCCGCCCCUCCGUAAAGAACCAUCAUCACAUUUCUGUGAGCCCGCUUUUCUAAUUGGCCAACAGACAGCUUUACCCAGUGGUUAGAAACUGAACAUGUGAGCUAGCUUGACAUAGGCUGGUGUGAGUGUUUUUAUAAGCUUUGCAGUGGCAUUGGUACAGAGAUGCAGAUUCUUGAGGUUUGUGCAUGUGUGUCAAAAGAGAAAUUAGGUGUGAUUAUUACUUUAUUGUUCUGUGUCAGAACAUAAUUGUUGAGUCCUUGAACUUUUAAAAAGUAAGAGAUUAUUUCCCUGGGCGAACGAAUGAUGCUAGUUUGCAUUAGAGCUUAGAUGCGUGAGAGGUUGACUGUUAUGGUGACUACUCAAUAACUGCUGGGAGUUGGUGCGGUUGGUACUUACUGCAUAGAAUGGGACAUCAGGGUCUCAAAUGCACAAGUCUUAAUUAGUAACAGCCAUAUUUCAUUUUGCAGCAGAGAUUCUGUUGCUCCUAAAGAGAUUAAUUAUGGGCGUGUGCUCCCACUUAACCGUAUAACUUUAUUAUAAAGACAGCUUACUGAGAUUUAAUGGGACUCUGUCGAGUCUCUAGAAUGCUGUAUUUGUUUUUUAUGUUUUUUUAAUGUUAAUCUUUAUGAAUAUUUGCCAUCCACGAGGGAGCACAGGAGACGUUUUGAUCGGAUAUCUGUGUGUUACUUUAAGGAAACUUGACUGUUGAGUUGCAGUGGUACAGGCAUGUUGAGACCUAGAAAGGCCUUAAAUGGAUCUGGCAAUCACCAGGCACUGAUAAGCUCCUGGGUUUUCUAGUAUGCUGUGAUUGUAAAUGUAUUGUAAGCUGAAGUCACGACGCUUCAUCUGCACUUUGCUGUGAGAAUGUACGAGGUGGCCAGGUACUAUUUUCUGUGUAGUUCACACCAUUAAGUUUGGCUGAGCCGGACCGCUACCCGGAUGAAAAUCGAGGCACAGCUCUGGUCAUCGUCUUGUGGAAGCGGUGUUAGCUACGGGUAAAGCUGUCUGGGAUACUAUUUUGCUGCUGAAGCUGUCUGGCCCUGCUGAACCCCAUAAUAACCCCCUCUUGUUUAAGGCACGCCACUGGGGAAUUAGAGUAAGGUUGCUCCAGUGACAACUUUCCCUGAGCUAUGCCAUCAGAACUUUUAAAAUUUAGUCUCUUUCUUGUUCUUUCAUGUUUUUAUUCUCCUCUUCUGUUCUGUGUGUGUGUGUGUAUAUCUAUGUAUACACACACACACUUUCUUUUUUCUUUUUGAUCCAAAAUGGCUUGGGUGGCAAUCUGCAGGCUGGAACUAAACGCUGCAGAUUGAAAUCUCAACUGUGACCUAGCUGUGGCUAACUGUGAAUCUACUGCAGAGCUGCUCAUCAAGCCUUUCUCCUCCUCACAGUCUAGAUUCUCGUUUGUCUGUUGAUUUAUUUUUCUGUAUCAUAUCGUCCGUCUCGGUUUUUUGUUAUUUCAAAAGUUCAGAUCAGCCUUUUCUUAAGCUACUUUAUUUCAGUGUACAUAAGCAACUCUUUAUUAUUAUUAUUUUCCACCAAACAUUGAUAUUUCAGUUUGUAGUCUCGUUACAGUUUCAAGCUUCUGGACAAGUUUGGUUUAGCAAAUUGAUGUUGUAAUUCCACGUUACCUAUCAAUUUCUUGUGUUUCUUUGUACACUUUUUUAAAUUUUUUUAUAUGAAUUGUUGGCUUUAAGCUUGACGUUGUAAUCGAACUUAGAUCAGCUGAGUCUACAAACAUAUGUUUUAAAAAGAAAAAGAAAAAGUAUCCCUCUCUCUUAGCCAAAGCGAUCUCUGGAAAAUGAGACGAGGCUUUUCUUAACACCCGAUUUCAGCCGAGCCCAUACGUUAUAUUUACUAUAUCUGUUAUUUGGCAAACCUCACUUAGGAUCUACCUGAUGAUCACGCCAUAGUAUGAUAAAAUUCUGUAUUGUUAAACCAUUGCGCUCCAACGGUUGAGAUGCAGUAGUUAGAUCAACACAAAUCAUUUACAUUGAAUGCACUUUAAAUGGGCAAAUUCUUCGAUUUUAAAGAAAUGUUUUUGUGGUAUUUGUCCUUUAUUUUUAUUUUAUUUUUUAAUUAAAAAAACAAACAAACAUGUCCUCAUAGAUUAAGGCCUAACAAUCAUUGUAUUAUCAUGAAGCACCUUAAGACAUUUUUUUAUGGUUUAUUAUGGCAAGAAUGAGUUUUGGUACAUUUUGAUUCAUUUGUCAGAUUUGCCGCUAACAUGCUUGAUAGACUUUAGGGCUGCCCCACCCCCCACCCCUCCAGGAGUCGGAACAUUCUUGGUCGACCUGAAAAGGAAACACUCACUUUACAGGAAGUGUCAGUCACUCAUGGAAACUUUUUUUUUCUCUCGCUUUUUUUCACACACAAAAUCCAAAGCGUAGGAAGGUGACAGAUAAAUAUUUGUCUGUCAGUCAUCAACCUCAAACAUUGGUUUUUGUUUCAAAUAUGCAAGUAGGCGAAUGUUGGCCGCUUGGCAUGGUCGCCGUCUUUAGACAGUCUGCUUACUGGUGAUUGCAGCACAAUCAGAAUAAUUACCUCCUUUGCUGCUGUCUGUAACAGGCAGAACGCUUCGUCCAUGAGUUUGUAUAAUUUUUUUUCUCUGGUAUGUAGCAUGGUGGUAAUGGUGUUACUUACAAUGUUCUGUCUCAGCUUUCAAACCACUUUGUCGUGCUUGACAAAACACAUUAGAAAAUAUGUUUUGGAUUAAUUAGAUCACGGUCACAAAAACUGUUCAGCUAGGAAGAUCUUUGGUCAGGGGCAGCCCUAAUAGAUUUAACAGGUUUCUUUAAAAAAAACUGCAUUUCAGUAAGUUAAAUUAUCUCAAUAGUUUAAUCUGCAACUCCGUCAUGGUCUCGAAAAGAAACGGUUUAAAAGAAAAAAACUUAGUUAGAAAAUUGAUAACUACUACUAUCUGCAAAAUGUGAUUCGCCAGUAUAAAAACUGACCAAUGAAAUGUGCAAGCUGACUGGAAUAUGCGCUUUAACCUGAUGCUGGUAAUGUAUAAAUAUGACUCCUAUAGAGAUAAUAGUGUAUUUUUUACAAAUGAGUGGUAAUCGUGAGCCAAAGUAUUGAAUGCUGAGAUCGAGCUAAAGACGGGGUUUAGAAUCAGCAGGGUUUGCACAAACAAAACAAAUUUUUAAAAAAUGGCCCCGGCCACAGUAACCGAGCGUAAAGCGCCACCUUAUAACGGCGAUGUGUUAUUGAUAUACUGUUUGAGGGGGUUCCCUCGAAAUUUCCCUCUGAUUUCUCGUUUUGUUUUUCCCUGUACAAAGGUUUAUGUGCGCUAGGCUGUGCAUUUUAAAAGAAAAGAUUUCUGCUGUGCAAAGUACCUUUGCUAAAAUUCUAAGACAUUGUUGUGUAUUGUAUUUGUGUUUGUUUCUUUGUUGUUUAUGCCAAAAUGGGAGGGGUGUGGUUAAAAUGAUGCUUAAAGAAAGACCAUUAAUAGAGCUAUUACAUCAUCAAAAAUGUUAAGGCCUGUUUCCUGGAUGGCCAUUAAGCCUAAUCCUUUAACUAAAACCACCUUCAAAGGAUGAAAGCUGUAUGGAAGGACUGUAUGUUUUUAACCCAGAUUUGGCUUAAUCUGUAAAGGCAAGGCCGUUCUUUAUCAAAUGUACCGAGUCACUUGCAGAAGAGCGGUUUGGGUUUUUAGCAGCAUAUCAGUAACAUACUGUACCGUUUUAUUCACAAGCAGAGCCACUAAUUUUGGCUUUGCGUCACGACACCAGACCAGUCGGUGCUUUCACCGUUACACUUAAGUAGUGAUAGGCAGGAAACGUAACCGUGGCGGCUUUGCGAUCGUCUUUUUAUGCCACCUUUAGUUCUUUUCUCUCCUGACAUUCAUGUGGACGAUCCUGUCCUCCUCGCUGUUGUUUUGGCUUAUGUUGUAAACACCUGUUUAAGCUGCAGAAGGGAAGGAGCUUUGGGUUGCUUUUUGACAGUUUGAUUAAGGAAAAAGCGAUCUGGUUUUAGCUUCACUGUGCGGAACAAGAUAAAUGGCUCGGUGGUGCCACUGUUUUCGGAGCUAGGUGUACACGAGACACACGUUUGAGCCACAGAUACAGUGUCAGACUUGGUUUAAAAUGAGAAAACGGAGAGGAACACAUAGUUAGGCCUAUAUUUUUAUUACAGUUAUCAGAAAAUUUGUAUACAAUCCACAAACCGGUUCUACUUCAUCUAACUUCACCGUCCUACCUCAUUGUUACUCUGGUGUUUGUUUGUCAGUGACUGUAAACUAUGUGUGUAUAUUAAAAAAGAAAAUCUAUAGGAAAAGGUAUACCUGGUUACUCUCAACAUGUACAGCAUAUUAAAAACUUGUAAAACACCUCAGUACACAAAUAUCAUUCUUAGGAGGAAAUCAGUUUUAUUACCUGCUUAAAGAUGCUGCUGUAAAGGGGUGUCUGUGUGAGGGGUCGUCUCCGAAUAUAUAUCUUCGCUCUUUGCUAUGUUGUGCAGUUGAUCAGUGGUUGUGUUCUGUCUCUGUAUUGCAUUCUGAGAUUUUUACUGGUUGACGGUGCUACCAGCAAACAGUUCGAAAACUGAUCUAUCGGACCUCAAAUGGUGCUGUUUUUCUAUGUUUUUAUCGUCAUACGGCUAUGUUUUAUUCAGGUGUGUCAACCGCCACUAUCCCCUCAGCUUACUCGAAUUCUAAAGCCAAAAUAUUUCACAAAAAUCGAUAACCCUGCUUUUACUGUAUCAACUAUAUGCUAUCCAUCCAAAUAUUGUAGAUAGUGAUUAUAUCCUCAGCUGUGAGUUUCAGAAGUACCUCAGAAGUUGCCGAUUUCAAAUGGAUGCAUCUGCUUUUAGCACCUGUUGUCUAUCAAUUUACAUUGUUGCAGUGUAUUUUCGGAAAUAUGCAUUUUUACUGAUUAGAUCAGGUUACACUAUAGAUAAUAGAUGAUUAUUAGCUCACACUCAGAUGUCGACGAUGUGAAAGUUAGAGGAAGCCACUGUUCACUGGUCGCAUGCCACGCAGGAAAUCUCAGUCAGACUGGGACGAUGGAGUAGAAGAGGUCCUCAGCAAAAAACAAAACCACACGUUAAGUUUGAGUCCAUGUUAACCUCAGAUUGUGUUCUAGAAGAGGGAUGAAAUGACAAAAUACCCACGUAGAGGAAUGUGUCAACUUCUAAAAUUUGGACCAUGCCAAAAAUGCGAUCAGGGUAUAUUCACGAAGACUGUUUUUUGUCGACGUUCCUGUCCUCUCGAAUAAUUAUCUGUGAUUCCCCUGUUGCAUCGCUUUUUCCCUCACCCUCACUUAAAUGUAAUUUAAAUGUUAAAAUUAUGCAUUUAGUGUAAGAAAGUAUUAACGAUUGACUUACUGUGAGUAAUUAUACAAAGUGCAUUAUAUUUUCUUUUACCCUGUACCAAUGGAAUCUUUUCUGCACCAAAGUGUUUUUCUGUUGUUUUGUUUUUGUUUCUUUUAUUGAGAGAAAAGGGUUGUGUCCCUUUUCAGUAUGUUUCUAUGUUCUUACUGAUGGUUAUUGUUUUCAUUUCCAACCGUGCUGGUGAACAUGAAAUGUGCUGGUACCUCUCUACUGUGGGAAGAGCGUGUGUUCAGAUACACAGCAGUCGUUUUCACGGAAGCACUUAAGCCAUUCGUUGGACUGUUUUAAUAAUAGUUCAAUUGUAAGCUUUGCUCUGGUCCAGGGUAUUGACCCAGGGAGUUUGUGUGUAAUUGAAUUCCUAUGCAGGUGUUGAGUUACUUACCUGGUACCACAUCACUGUCGGGUAGAGGGCCAACUGCGGAGAUGGAAAACUGGGCCUCGAGAUUGAGUUAAAGGGGACAACGGCGACAUGACAAAUCCAUACAGACCUAUUAAUGACAUUUUCAUACUUGUAUUAAGUGAGCUAUACAGGGCUGCUUGGAUAUCUACCUGUCUGUAUUAGGUAUAAACGCAUUGCAGUGAUCAUUAGGGAAAGACAGGGUUAUUACUGUAUGGAGUAUUUCCAGUUGGUAUGAUAAUGUGAAAAGAAUUUCAAGACUUUUGGAGUUGACACUCCCUCAUUAUUAUAGCCUCCCAGAGGCAACCCUACAUUUUCAGAAAAUGUUAUAAGUAUAUGCGAUAGAGAGUGUACAUGUCUUUGCUAAACCGGCCACACCUCUGCUAUGCGAGCAAGUCUUUGACGCUUAGCAUCCUGUUCUGUGUUUUCUCUUGCUGCAUUCAGGAACACCUGUUUAAUGUAUAGAUAAACAGAAAUAAAAUUGAGACUUUUAUUCUAUCAGCACAAACCUUGUGUCUGUGGUUUUUUGGGGGUUUUUUUUUUGUUUGUUUGUUUGUUUGGUUGGCUGGGUUUUUGUUUGUUUUGGGUUUUUUUGCUCAUCUUCCUUUGGGGGAAACUGUUAGAUAAGACUGAAGAAAUGCAUCCCAAUCCUUGUUACAGCCCUUUCUUCAUUUUAUAUUUAUUAAUUUUUUUAUUUUUUGAUGUGAAGAGUUUGUUUUUAUGCAUGCUAGCAGCAUCACUAAACCAGUUUGGUCCAUGCACCCACAUAAAAUCUGGAAAACUGGAAAGCUCCUUGAGAGGCAGGCCACCUAGACCAAACAAGUUCAAGUAUCUUGGGGUGUUAUACACAAGCGAUGGAAAGGUGGAGCGUGAGCUGGUGAAUCAUCGGCAGCAAUGUGGGCAUUAUACUGGACUGUUGAGAUGGUGAUGAGCCAAAAAACCAAAGUUUUCAAUUUACCCACUGAUUUGGUAAAUGGCCUGUAUUUGUAUAGCGCUUAUUUAUGUUGCAUCCCUCACCUAUGGUCAUGAAAUCUGGGUGGUGACUGAAGGAGUCGGCCGAAAUGAGUUUCCUCUGAAGGGUGGUUGGGCUCAAACCUCCGGAGGAAUCUUGGAGUAGAGCUGCUGCUCCUGCUCAUCAAAAGUAGCUAGUUGAGGUGGUUCAGGCAUCUGGUUAAGAUCCUUCCUGGGGCGACUACCCUUGUAAGUGUUUUGGGUGAGCCAAGAAACUGCUGGAGAGAUUAUAUUUCCAGUCUGGCCUGGAAAUGCCUCAGAAUCCCUCAGCAGGAUCUGGAAAGUUUGGUUGGGGAGAAGAAUGUGGUGAAUACCCUGUGAUCCCACUUCGUAGAAGAGAAAUGGGGAGAUAGAUAGAUGUACUACAGGGUUGGUCCACCGUUGAACCUCAGAACUGCCUUACUUUUCGUGGCAUGGAUUCAGUUAGAUGCUGGAGGGAUUCCUCAGAAGCUUUGGUCCAUAUUGACAUGAUCGCAGCCUGUCUACAGAUUGGUUGGCGGCACAUCCCUAAUACGAGUCUCCCGCUCCACUACAUGCCAAAGGUGCUCUAUUCGAUUGAGAUCUGGUGACUGAGGAGGCCAUAUGAGUACAAGUGUCAUAUUCACAAAACCAGUUUGAGAUGAGCUGAGUUUGUGACAUGGUGCUUUAUCCUGCUGGAAGCAGAUGGGUUCUUCAUUUUAGGUUUUUGGGGGGAUUUUUUGCAUGCAGCUUUCAGAACCUACAGCAAAGAAACUGCAGUGAAAUCCCCCUCCUUCUUCUUCUUCUUUCAACUGACCCUUUUAGGGGUCGCUACAAUGGAUCAUCUGCCUCCAUCUCUUCCUAGCAUACUCCUCUGUCACAUCAACCAUCUGCAUGUCCAAUUUAACUACAUCCAUAAACCUCUGAAAUCUUGAUGUAGCCACUUUGAUGUCACCCAUCAAUUUUGAGCUUCACAGUUGGAGUUUCAGUGUUGGUAUUAUGUUUCCAGAUAAAAGAAACUCCAAUAGAGAAACAUGUCAGUCGUAAAGUCACCCCAGUCAAAAUUAUUGACUGAGCCCAAACCUUUUGGGGUUUUAAUGGUGGGAAGUUGGGAAUUUUAACAUGGAAGUCUGUAGGAAUUAACUUUCAUUUGCAGCCAUCCUCUAGCGACACCUGCAGUUGAUGUCACUUCCACAUUGGAUUCAUUUUUCACCUCUGGAAGUUGCCUCUUGGUUACCGUGUUGUUCACUGGCACAUUUUCAGAGGUUGGAGGUAAACUAAACUGAAUCAAGGUUAAAAAUUUCCCAUAUCUUGAGGUGUAAACUUAGUUUGAGUCUUAAAGGUGUUAUUUUUACGCCGCAGCAGCACAUAAUUGAUGUCAAAAGAGUUUCUCCAUUUUCAAAUUGGGGGCUGUGUGUGCGGAGUGAUUCUCAUAAAACCUGAAUGACCCUUUGCUAAUGCAAAUUCUUCAGCACACAGAAACCUAACCAACUUUUAAUUUAAAUGGAAAAAGAGACAUUUUUAAAUUUAAGUUGGUCAUACAAUACCAGAGAUUUACGUUUGCAACAUGUCACCCACGAGUUUAACACAACUAAGACUGAGAGAUUUCCAGACAGAGGCGGAGGAUGAAAGUGUGAUGUGUAGCUUCACAGAGGUGUGUUACCGUUUAAGUUCUUUGUGCCUUUUCACAUCUUACCUUACAUUAGUUUUCCAUCGUCACAGGCUGUGUAAUGGACUUCCGUCACCACACAGAUCAAUCCACUCGCCUGUACGUUUUGCACUUUUAUUCUAAGUUUAGUGCAUGUGGGAUUAACGCACAAUGUUUUCAAUAUCAUAAACGACAUAACAGGGUGAUUCAAGCUGCACUGUGCCACAUGACAUGCCGAUGAUUGGCAGCUCUGUCUCUAACACUUGUACAAACCCUAUUGCAUUAACAGCUGAGAUGUAUAGACCGAGAUAACACAGAAAUGGGGUGUUGACACAUCAGACUGAUUGUAAGAUAGCUCUUUUUUUUUGCAAAUGAAUCUAAAACGAACAUUGUCUCUGAAUGUCCUCCUUUUUGUAUAGUCCACAAUAGAAACUGAUGGGAAGAGUGCCUCCUUUCUUUAUAUACAGACUGCACCUCCUUCAUUUCUCCCUGUCCCUCUCUCUUGUCUUGCACACUGAAGCAUUUCCAUACAUUAUUGCCUCUGUAAGCAAGUGUGUCACGCGCCCAGGCUUUUCCUACAGCCCGAGAGGACUUCUCAAUGUCAUUAUCGCUAAAGCCUGCCACAUGUCUAUAAUGUAUUGCUGCCUUUCUUUAUUGGCAGCGUGAUGAUUCAGUAGUGGUGAUGAUGGAUUAGUGCUGGCUGGGUCGAGCUGGGCUGGGCUGAGUCCGUCCAGACUGGGCUGGGCUCUGCAGCCUGGCUCUCUGUCGCAUAAACACCAUGUACUCCUCACACACUGCAGUAUAGAGGGAGACAUAUUGUAUUUAUGUCACACACACAGUCUAAUGAAUAUGGUCAUUUCGGUGCUUUUAUGGAGCUUCUUGGAACAUUGUCUGAUUCAUCGUGUUCACCUUUUGAAUUUAAUGCAGACAUGGUGCACGCAGCAGCUCUGCAUAAUAGGUGGCAGUAAUGCAUUCUCUUUAUGACAUUGUUAGUGUUUUGAAUGGGGAAAUAUAACCGCAUUUGCCUCGUGGAAGGGGAAGUUCAGAGUGGGUGCGCCGUGUGCAUAUGUUACCUCAGAGUAACAAGGUUUGUUUCCACGAUCAUAAACACGUACACACUGGGUUUAGAGGAAGGACGAAUAGUGGCAUGUUUUAUUGCUGAAUAUGAAACACAGUCCACAAAGCACAUCCACCCAGACUGAACUAGAUUUAACGGCACACUGGCCACCAACUAAAAGUCUAAACCCAACGCUCAGGACUUGAUUAUAGGAUUUUGAGUCUCUCCACGCCAGCUUCUUGUUGUUCGCUGUCAUGGCGGUUUGGCUUCAGCCACAGCGCGAGAAAAUAAAUGGACAUUAGUCUUAAUUUCUUAUCGCUUGCAGCAGUAUCUGACCAUCACCGCUGCUGCUGUAAAUCUUUCCCGCGCCGGCAGACAGAAGAAAUACAUCCCGAUCCUUGUUGCAGCUCGUCACAAUUACGAUGGAAAUUUGAGCACACAUGCAGCAGUUAACAUUUUCAGUAUUGUUGAUCAGGCCCUAUAUUAAUUUUGUCCAUCACCGACUGAUGCGAUAUAUUGACUUUAAUUCCCUUUGCACUAAACCGAGUUAUUUCGCUUAUCCUGCAAUAUUUUCUCCCCAAAGGCAGGGAAGGUUUUUCUCAUUAUGGGAAACAAUUAACUAAGUAACAAAAGAGUUGAGCUUAUGCUUUUCUAAUCGAUUCUCGUUCGUGCUGUUGUUGUGACUGUGGGUGAAGGAGUUAUUUGUGUUUUUCAUUUAGAGCAGUUUGGUAGUUUUAUCUGUGUACCACCUAUUUACACCAUGCAGAGUAUUUAUAUAUAUAUAUAGUCAAGUAAAAUAUGCAAGAGCCUUCAUUGCCAUCUCUGCUGCUUUGUUCAUUUCAGAAGUUAUUGCAGGUGUGACAUCAACUUGGUACUUUAGCAAUUCUGCCUUUGGUCUUUGCACACAUUGAUGAAGCACCACCCAUACCUUCACCCAUCUGGGUGUUCAUACAUUGUCAGUUAGCUGUACGAUAAGAUACGCUGGUAGGUCUUGACUGUUAAAUUCCUUGCUGCCAGCGAUGUUCGGAGGUCCUUAUCGUUUUUAAGGAGCUUAUUUUGCUGCUUCAAUGAUAAAAACUGGAAAAGUUUCGAGUCCAUCAGCCCCUCCAGUAAGUGGAUGCAAAACUCUGCUCUUCUACCCUACACACAUUCGUGCACAUGCAUACAUACCUGUGAAUGCACACACACACUGGCGCAUGCAUACUUAAAUACGGAGCAUCCAAAUGGCCUCUAUUAAUGCAGAUGGCUCUCCCAAUUAACAAGAUUCAAAGCGAUGAUGAAUUUUUCACUCUCUGAACAGUUAAGCUAAUUAUGGCCCAAAUGAAGCAGGUUCCAGUGAAUCGCCAUGGCAGAGGCUGCCAAUGGCAGACAAUGUCACUGUCACAGUGCCACUCUGCAGCACCACCCUAAUCACUACGGCUGCUUAAUAUUCAUCUCCCACUGCUCUCUCGUCGCCUCCAUCCUUCCUGUCUCA
This is a messenger RNA of Haplochromis burtoni (Burton's mouthbrooder), 12579 nucleotides long. RefSeq names its product BEN domain containing 5 (gene bend5). NCBI's taxonomy places the organism in Eukaryota, Metazoa, Chordata, Actinopteri, Cichliformes, Cichlidae. Gene Ontology annotation, molecular function: DNA binding. Gene Ontology annotation, biological process: negative regulation of DNA-templated transcription. The record is from RefSeq and is a predicted model, not a curated record. Bases 187 to 1539 code for a protein of 450 amino acids. The transcript has 6 exons.